Molecule: messenger RNA, 2292 nt
Organism: Nezara viridula (southern green stink bug)
Lineage: Eukaryota; Metazoa; Arthropoda; Insecta; Hemiptera; Pentatomidae
Source: the annotation of a GenBank genome assembly
CUUCUCCUACCAAACCAAAACUAAAGUGGACGCCAUAUUAAGUGUGUGUUAGCGUGUUGUUUGUAGUGUAGUUGAGUUGUUAUUGUACCUAGAGACAAGAUGAGUUCGUAUUUAAAAGUUGCCGAAGAUGAAGGAGAAGAACCUAUAGAAUUACCGUCGGAAGAUGACGGAACUUUAUUGUUAUCGACGUUAGCCGCACAGUUUCCCGGCACUUGUGGACUCAAAUAUAGAAAUCCAGAAUCGAAAGGCAUUAGAGGAGUGCGGUUAGUAGAAGGAAGAUUGCACCCCCCUGAUGAAGGAUGGGGUCAAAAUGUUUACUACUGUGUAUUUCCCAAAGAAAAUAAAAGAAAAUCAGAUGAUCACUUAGAAAAUUCAACAGCUAAAACGAAACGUAUGGAAACAAAAGCAAAAUGUUCUGACCUUAUUAUCCUUGGCCUACCUUGGAAAACAACAGAACAACAACUCAGGGAAUAUUUUGAGUCAUUUGGAGAAGUUUUGAUGGCACAGGUCAAAAAGGAUCCAAAGACUGGGCAAUCUAAAGGAUUUGGUUUUAUUCGGUUUGCUAACCAUGAAUCACAAGUAAGAGUGAUGUCACAAAGACAUUUGAUCGAUGGCAGGUGGUGUGAUGUCAAAGUUCCUAAUUCCAAGGAAGGUGCUCAACAGCAGGUCCCUUGCAAGGUAUUUGUGGGACGAUGUACAGAAGAUAUAAGUGCUGAUGAUUUGCGUGAGUAUUUCUCCAAGUUUGGGGAAGUGACGGACGUGUUCAUACCAAAACCAUUCAGAGCAUUUGCUUUCGUCACUUUCUUGGAUCCUGAUGUUGCUCAAGCGCUGUGUGGUGAAGAUCACAUCAUCAAGCAAACUUCAGUUCAUGUAUCAGAGGCGUCCCCAAAGACAGACUUUAAUAACCGAUACAAUGCAGCGAUGCGUGGUCAGAGAGAUCAGAAGGGUUACGGGGGAGGUGGCUACGGUCCAGGUGGAAAUGGAGCCCACAUGUAUCAUCCACAACAACAUCAAGGUAACAUGCAAGGUGGUCCUGCACCAUGGGCACAGGGAGGCCCCGCUAACCGUGGUAACUUAGACAUGCCGAAUCUGCAAGCUCUUGGUAUCACUGGGCAGGGGACAGCUGGCGGGGGUGCUGGGGGGCAGAAUUUGACCAAUCCUCUUGGCAUGGGGCUCAACCUCUCUGCCUUACCGAUGAACCCAGCACUGGUUGCCGCCGCCCUAAAUCAAGCUGGGUGGGGGCUGAUCGGAAAUCUUCAGGGUAACCAAGGUACAGGCGGAGGGGAUGCAGCACCGCCUGCCCCUCAAUACCCCAACUCUGGGCAGUUUGGUGGGGGGCAGCAAGGCACAGCGCCUCCGCAACCCCCCGCCGCUGCUGGGGGCUUUCUUAAUUGGAUUAGCCCAGGAGGAAAUCAGACCAACCCAGAAACUGCCCAGAAUAACACAGGCCAGCAACAGGGUCCCUGGCAGCAAAGGGACGGUGGUAAAUCACAGAACUUCAUGAAGUAUGAAAAAUAUGAGUAAUAUGGUUGUAGUGACAGAUAUUUGUUUUAACUAUUCAUGUAUGUACGCGUGUUUUAAUGUAGGAGUGAUCUUGAUCAAUUACCUUAAAAAAUUAUCAAAGUAUAAAUUAGAUAUAUUUAGAGAAAAAAUGUUUUUGAAUCGAGAUAUUUGAAUAAAAAUAAUAAUUAUUUAUUUUUCUUUAGAUUGAAUUAUGUAAGAAUUUUAUUAUUUAUACUCUAUGGUUUUCAUAAACAAUGUAGUUUUACAUUACAAUUGAUUUGAAAGACCUUUAGUUUAUUUAAUCAGGUUUUAGUUUGAUGUUAGUCAAUGAUUAUGUAACUGAUUUCUCUAAAUCGUUUCAGGAUGGUGGAAUUAAAUGUGAUCAAUUUAUAUGGUUUGCAAGGUGUUUGAGUGAUGUGUCAUUGAAAAAAGAAGAACUUAGCAGAAAUUUUUGAAUGACAGAAGUAUUAUUUGAGUGAUAAGCUGUGAAUUGUGUCAGUUAUAUUUUUGCAGUUUAAUUGUGAACUUUAAGAAUGGUGUGAGGAUGUUUAUAUUUAUUUUAACUUUAUAACUCGAAUAUAGGGUAAUAAUUUGUUUUUAUCACAAUUAUAGGCGUUUACUUAACACUAUUUUGUUUUGUAAUCGAGUGUUCAUUGUUUCCCAAAACAAUAUUGUCACCAAAGUGUAAUGUUCAUUAAAUUUUCAUGAUUACAACUCUUUUGUUAAAAGAAAAUUAAUUAAAUCUUUUCUUCCCCUCUAGCCCAUUAAAAUGAUAAAAUAAAAUCCUUU